AUGGAAGGUCCUGAAAGAGAUAACGAUCAGGAUGAUUUUAAGUCGAAGAAGGUCUCAACGUAAGUUAACAUAAUUUUCAUUGUUUUCUUCAACUUUAGGUAAAAUACGUCAUUUUGAGGUUUCAUUAUAUUAAACCAUUUUGCUUUUAGUGACACAGAUUAUAAUAAAAGAGCGGCCAAGAUAAGCAAACGGGAUGCGAUUGACGCUCAAUUUGGGUACGUGAAGCUGAAGGAUGACAUAAAACGAGAUGCGUGGCUUGUUAACGUUCAGCCUGUAAGUUGGAACGCUAAUAUAAUGUUCUUUACAUUAUACUUAAGCUUUAACAUUUAUAUUAUGGUUUUUAGAGUGAAAUGAUUGACAGUUUGGACUAUCGGAUAUUAGCCUGCAUUGAUCUGUACUUUAUUGAAGAAGAUGGUGAACGUUUCAAGGUCUCAUACCCUUAUUAUCCUUAUUUGUUGUUGGAAACGUUGGAGGAGUAUUCUGUGAUUGUUUCAUCUUAUUUGACAAAGCAUUACGAGUAUUGUUGGAUUGAAAAUGUGGAAAAGGUCAACUUGGACAUGGUAUGAUGUUAUACUUGAAGGAAAAUGGAUGUUUUUCGAAAUUCUUUGAAUACUUUGGAAGCAAAUUGAUAUUUUUAGAUGAAAUAUAAUGUAAUACAUCAUUUAAACUUUAAAUGGCUUUAUAAUUUACAGUGAAUAUUUUAGGACAACCACUUAACUGGCAGCAAGACCAAGUACCUGAAGGUGAUAUUUUUAAGUGAAGCAGAGAUGCAGCAGUUUAAAAAUUCGUUGUUAAAGACGAUUUUGAAGAACAAGGAGAAGGCAAAGAGUAAUACUGAUUAUACAAAGCUCUUGCAAAAGUAAGAUUUUUGAUUUUAUGUGUGUUUUUGUGAUUUUAGGCCAAUUGUAGGUUCUUUAACAUGGUUUUUUGGUCAUAAAUCUUCAAAAACAUGCUAAAAUUAAAUUGUUAUAGUAUCAUAAGUUCAUCAAGAACAUAGUUUUUAUAUUCCAGACAUUUCGGCACAGCAAAGUCGGACAUUCCGGACACACUGGACCUUAUCAUAGACAUCAGAGAGUACGAUCUGCCUUAUCAGAUGCGAGUGUGUGUAGACAACAAGAUCUUUGCUGGUUUAUGGUACACAGUAGAGUGUUUGAAUCCGGAAACUCAGAAGCCAAGUGUGGUACGAAAUUUCGACAAGGUGGAGCCAUUGGAGCCGGUUAUUUGUGCUUAUGAUAUUGAGACCACCAAGGCUCCGUUGAAGUUCCCUGACGCUGAAGUUGAUCAGGUAGGAGGGUGGGGUGAUUUUUGAGGUGGAUACUUUAUUCUGGAUACAAUAAUGCUGUUUUAUAGGUAAUGAUGAUAUCCUACAUGAUAAACGGCACAGGCUACUUGAUUAUCAACCGAAAAUGUGUGUCAGCAGAUAUCGACGACUUUGAAUAUACUCCAAGACCCGAGUUUCAAGGACAUUUCACAGUGUAUAACAUGCCAGAUGAACGUACUACACUACAGAAGUUCUUCGAACACCUACUUGAAGUCAAACCAGCUAUUAUGGUUACCUACAACGGAGACUUCUUUGAUUGGUAAGAGCUUUUUGUGGGCGGGGUAAAAAUUAAAAAAAUGUUUUUUUGGGAUGAGGGGGCAAGAAAUGGGAUUAUAAUCUUUAUGCCUAAAUGAAAAAAAAAAUUUUUUUAGGGCGGGGUAAAAUUUCAAAAAAUUUUUUGGGCUUGGAUUUUUUAGGGGGGGGGGGGGCGGGGGUAAGAAAUUUUAAUAUUAUGGUUGUUAGUUUAAAAUAAAAAAUUUGAAAGGGCGGGGGUAAAAUUUCAAAUUUUUUUUUUUGGGGGGGGGGGGGGUUAAUAUUAGAAUAUUUAAAUUUAUUACCUAAUUUCAGGCCAUUUGUGGACAAACGAGCGGAACAUCACGACCUAUACCUAUCAGACUUGGGCUUUUUCAAAGACGACCAAGAUGAAUAUAAACACCCUUCAGUAGCCCAUAUGGACGCCUUCAGAUGGGUGAAACGAGACUCCUACCUUCCAAUGGGAUCCCAGAAUUUGAAGGCGGCUACACGAGCCAAAUUACGCUACGAUCCGGAAGAGGUGGACCCAGAAGAGAUGGUACAAAUGGCAAUAGAUGAACCCCAGAAAAUGGCCAACUAUUCAGUAUCAGACGCCGUAGCUACGUACUAUCUGUACACAAAGUACGUACAUCCAUUUGUGUUUGCCUUGUGCACCAUUAUCCCAUUAGGACCAGACGACGUACUGCGCAAAGGCUCUGGUACUCUAUGUGAAGCUCUCUUGAUGGUAGAAGCUUUUCACAACAAUAUCGUUUUUCCAAACAAACACAUCAUAAAGGAUCAUACCAUGACUCUAGAUGGGUUUUUGAUCAAUUCCGAGACGUAUGUUGGAGCGAAAGUUGAGGCAUUGGAGUCGGGAGUGUUCAAGGCGGACAUUGACGUCAAGUUCAGGCUGGAAGUGGAGGCGUUGGAGCAGUUAAAAGUAAUAUUUUGAAAGGAUUUUAGUGGUCUUGAUGACAAUUGACAAAAACUUAAUUUGGUACUAACGGUACCACUAGUACAAAAAACAUAAAAGUUUAGUUUUAACGGUACCAGUGUUAUUACUAGAACUAAAAACUUUGAAAAUUCUAAAAUGGUACUAACUGUACCAGUGGUACCAUUAGUACUAUUUCGGUUUUUUUGUUACUUUUAAAGGUGUUUUAAGCGUUUGUUACUUAGUUUUUCUUUUUUUGUACUAUUGGUGCCAUUUUGAUAAAAUGUUACUAGUGGUACCAUUAGUACCAUUUUUUAUUUUUCGGUUUUUUUGCUGUUUUAAGCGUUUUUAUUGUAUUUUGCCUUUGGUAUUAAUGGUACUAAUUUGGUACUCAUAGUACUAGCGGUACCAUUAGUACCACUUUAAGUCGUGCAUUUUUUGACUUUUUUCUAUGUGUUUUGGGAUUAAUGGUACUCUUUUUGAUGGUUAAAAGUACUAAAGUUCGUUUCCAAUUUUUAGUCAGAAGUCGAAGCCACGAUGCGCCACGCUGUAGAAGGCGAACUAGGUGUACCACUAACCGAAGUAACCAAUUUCGAAGAAGAAUGUGGAAAGGUAAAAGAAGUCUUGUCGAGUUUAAUCGAACACCCAAAACGUUUCGAACCACCAAAGAUUUAUCAUUUGGAUGUGGGAGCCAUGUACCCCAACAUCAUCCUCACCAACCGACUUCAACCACCUGCUGUGGUGACGGAAAAACAAUGCAUGAACUGUGUUUACAACACGAACGAUGCCAAAUGUAAACGAGAGAUGGAGUGGGUUUGGCGAGGCGAUUUGAGUAGGUUUUGGUAGGGUUUUGGGGGAUUUUAGGAGAUUUUGAGGUAUUUUUGAAGAAAAAUGACGUUUUAAAUUGGAAAUGAGGAGUUUGGUAACUUAAAAAUUAGAUUACUUAAACGGUAGUUAAUGUAUUUUACCUUUCUUUAAAAAAAUUGAAAAAUUUGCGUUAAAACAUGAAAAAAUGGAAGUGGAAGUUGAGUGGAAGAUUAUUAAUGUAAUUUGCACUGAAAAUCUUCCAUCAAACUUCCACUUCUAAAAAGCAUCAAAAUCUUGUUUUUAGAGCAUUUUAAGGCAUUUUAAAAAUUGAAGUUUAGUGGAAGAUUUUCAGUGCAAAAUACAUUACAAAUCUUUCACUCAAAUUCCACUUUUUUAAACUUUAUUUUUAGUGCAUAAAUGACAAAGGUAGUAUUAAAAAAGCAUUUUUAUUUGAUUUAAAUUUAAGAUAUUGAUAAAAAUUUAAUUUUCGAAAAUAAACUUUUACGAUAUGUUACAGUAACCGCGACCAAAGGCGAAUACGAAGGCUUGAUCAUGCAGAUCGAACAGGAACGGUUCGGUAAAGAUCAAGUGCCAUUUUACAGUUUGAACAAGGAGGAAAGGGACAAGAUUGAAAAGAAGAGAAUUGAUGGUGAGUUCAGUACUUAUUAGUACUAUAUACUUAUAAAUAAACGGUACUAUAUAAUGCAGUUGACUUUGCAGCACGUUUUUGUAGUAUGAGAUGUGGGGUACUGUAUAGCACUAUGAAAAAUGUUAUUGUUUUGUCUAGUAUCAUGAAUAGUACCGUACUAUAUAGUACUAUAACUAGUACAGUACUCAAUAUGUAGUAUGUUAUAUUCGAUAUUACAUAAUACUAUGAAACAGUACAGUAGUUAGUGGCAGGGUAUUUUAGAAUUUUGUCGCCGUGCUCACGGUAAGAUUCACACAGCACGUGAGGAAAAGAGAACGACACGGAUUUGUCAACGUGAAAACUCCUUCUAUGUGGACACUGUCAGAGCCUUCAGAGACCGAAGAUAUGAUUACAAGGCGUUGUUGAAGGUAAUAAGUGAAGAAGGCAGUUUGUGGUACUUGCAGUACCAGUGGUAUCACUAGUACCAUUAUUUAUUUUUUUUUAAAUUUUGUUUUUUUUUGCGUAGUGGGUUGUUAACAUAGGCAAAAAUAGUUUUGUGGCAAACUGUACCAGUGGUACCACUAGUACCAUUUAUAAAUUUUAGGCAUUUUUUGGAUUUUUAACAUUUUGUACUGUUAUUUUGUUAUCAAAAAUACUACUUUUUACAAAUGGUACCAUUGGUACUACAAGUGGUACCAUUAGUACCAUUUUCAAAUUUUUAAACAUUUUUUGGAUUUUGACGUCCUGUAUUGUUAUUGUUGCCAAAAAUAUUUUUAGUACAAAUGGUACCAGUGGUACCAAUAGUACAAUUUCAAAAUUUAAAAUUUUUUUGAGGGUUUAACGUUUUGUACUGUUAUUACUACCAAAAAUACGUUUUUUAGUACAAAUGGUGCAAUAGUACUGUUUUCUAAGCCAUAAAACAUAUUUUCAGAAAGCCAAGAACCAGCUGUCAGAGCUGGACGAAAAAGACAUAGCCGCAGUAAAAGCCGGUCAAGCUCGAGUAGUACUAUACGAAUCACUCCAACUAGCUCACAAAUGCAUCCUCAACUCAUUCUACGGCUAUGUAAUGAGGAAAGGAUCAAGAUGGUUUUCGAUGGAAAUGGCCGGGAUCGUAUGUUACACUGGAGUACAGAUCAUCACAGAAGCUAGAAAGGUCAUCGAAAAAGUGGGAAGACCAUUGGAGCUGGAUACGGAUGGGAUUUGGUGCUUGUUACCUUCGUCUUUCCCUGAAAACUUUUGCUUCAAAACGAAGAACGGGAAAAGUGUAAGGAUUUGGGGGGUUCUUAAGGUUAAUAUUGGUGCUAAGAGGUUAAUAUUACUGUCUAAAUUUGACUUUUUAAAAAUUUUUUCUUGGUCUAAGCAAUGAAAAUGACAAAAAAUCCUACACUAUACAUUACAUGUUACUAUUUUUGCUUACAGAACCCAAAAAGAGCGUUUUUAGUAACUGGAAGUUGAGUGGAAGAUUUGUAAUGUAAUUUGCACUGAAAAUCUUCCACUGAACUUCUACUUUUAAAAUGUGUCGAAAACCUGUUUUUAAGCCAUUUUAAGACAUUUUAAAAAUGAAAGUUGAGUGGAAGAUUUUCAGUGCAAAUUACAUUACAAAUCUUCCACACAACUUCCACUUUUUUAAUUGGGUUAAUUUUGGUUUUUUAUUGAAAACUGGUUCAAACUUUGAUUACAAAUCUUAAAAAAAUUGUUUUUUAGGCUUAUAUUUUUAAAAAUAUUUUAACUUUUUAAAUAAAUUUUAAACUUUAGCUAACAGUAUCAUACCCAGGAGCAAUGCUUAACGCCCUAGUACAAAACCUCUUUACCAACGACCAGUAUCAUGACCUAAAACAAGAUGGAAAGUAUGAAAUAAAGUCGGAAAACUCAAUUUUUUUCGAAGUCGAUGGCCCAUACCUAGCUAUGAUUCUGCCAGCAUCGACUGAAGAAGGCAAGAAGCUGAAGAAACGCUACGCCGUCUUCAACUUUGAUGAAUCUAUGGCAGAGCUGAAGGGAUUCGAAGUGAAACGACGUGGAGAAUUAGGUAUCAUCAAGGAGUUUCAAACCACAAUCUUCAAAACUUUUCUAAAAGGCCAGACUCUGGUAGAGAUUUAUGGUAAUGUAGCCAAAGAAGCCGACUACUGGAUCGAUAUUCUGGAGUCACAAGGAGCCGAACUAACUGAUGGGCAACUUUUUGAAUUGAUUGCGGAGAAUAGAUCAAUGAGUAGGAAACUGGAGGAGUAUGGAGCACAAAAGAGCACUAGUAUCACCACGGCAAAGAGAUUGGUGGAGGUAGGGGGAUUUUAAAGGUUUUUUUUGGGGGGAGAAAGAUUUGAAAAGUUUUUUUAAAGGUUUCUGGGGUUUUUAAAGGGGUUUUGUAAGGGGUUGAGGUACAGUAUUUGGGAGAGGGAGGGGCAAAAAGUAAACGGGGGGGGGAGGAUUAAAAAUUUUUUUUUGAAAUCUUAAAAUGUUUUAAGAUCCUAAAAACACGUUUUUAAGGCCUUUUAAAAGUGGAAUUUAUGUGGAAGAUUUGUAAUGCAUUUUGCACUGAAAAUCUUCCACUCAACUUCCACUUUUUAAAAAGUGCAAGAAUAAGUGUUUUGAUGUUUAGGAUGGAUUGAAAUUUACUUUUUACGUUUAAAAGCUGUUUAAAAUGAUUAAAAAGAAACUAAAAUAAAAUGUUUUUUAAUUUUUCAAGUUUUAAAUAUGAUUUUAGUUCCUGGGGGAAGACAUGGUGAAGAACGCGGGUCUAGCCUGCUCAUUUGUCAUCUCAAAAUAUCCACUUGGUGCACCAGUGACCGAACGUACGAUUCCACUACGAAUCUUCCAAUCCAAACCCAGCAUAAUGGUACACUUUUUGAGGAAAUGGUGCAAAAACCACGAAAUUACGGAAAAUGUCAAUGUCAGACAGGUGGGUAGAUACCUCUGUGAUGUUUUACUAGGACUAGAAAUUUUGUGGUCACUGUAGUUUUUGGGUUACGGUACUAAAUAUGGCUUUUUAGAGUAUAAAAGGCCGUCUGUUCCGUGAAUAAUAUAAUUUUUGCUAAAAAGACCUAAUUAACCUAACUUUUCAGCUGUUAGACUGGGCCUACUACAAAGAGCGUUUCUUCGCCUGUAUCAGAAAGAUCAUCACGAUUCCAGCGGCGCUACAGAACGUCCCGAAUCCCCUCCCAAGAGUACCACACCCAGAUUGGCUGGAAAGAGUGAGGAAGGAGAAGAUUGACAGCGUUUUGCAGCCUAAAAUCAACUCGUUCUUUAAAGUAAGUUGAUGUAGAGGUUCAAGAAAAGAAUGGAGAGUUUGAUUUUGAUGGUUUAGGCUAAAGAUUAUAGACGUCUCGGGUUGAAAACGGCAGAAAAUGAGGGAAAAAUGGCUGAUCAUUGGGGUUUUUUGGGAAAAAUUUUUGAUUUUUGAAGGUUUUACAACGGAAAAUGAACGUUUUAUGUCAUUUUUAAUAGACUUUGCAGAUAUCUAAUUAAUUUAGGUAACAAUACUGAAUUUUACAGCUAUUAGCUAUAUUAUAGUAGCCAAGAAUUUAAAAAAAUAACGUUUUAGAAAGCAGAAAAGCCAGUUCAGAAGACCCCAACGCAUUCUCAAACCUCCAGAAGCCUGAAACGACCAUUACUCUCGUCCCAAGUACGACCAUUAGACCUAGAGCCAACUACACCAAAACGAAGCCGCAAAGCCCCAUUAGAUGGGACUCCAACAAGGUCAUUGAGUCGAAUGUCAACUACAAGUCAUACCAGCACACAACCGGUCAAACCGUCACUGAAAAAGGACGGCUUCUCGAAAUGGGUAGGUUUGGAAGAAACCUUGUUUACAGGGGAGGGGGAAAGAAGGAAGGGGUUUUUAGGAUGAGGAGGAAUUGGCAAAAACUUUAUUUAUUGUAUGGAUAGAGAUAUUUGAUUAUAAUGAAGAAAAUGGACUGUUUUUAAAAGUGGAAGUUGAGUGGAAGAUUUGUAAAGCAUUUUGCACUGAAAAUCUUUCGCUGAGCUUUCAUUUUUUAAAUGUCUUAAAAUGGCCUAAAAACAAGUUUUUGAGACUUUUUAAAAGUGGAAGUUUAGUGGAUGAUUUUCAGUGCAAAAUACAUUACAAAUCUUCCACUCAACUUCCACUUCUGUAAAUUGCCGUAAUUUUUAUAGGAAUUUAAAAUAUGGAAGAAAGUUUGAUUACAAAGCUUGAAAAUGAAGUUAUUGUUCAACUUUUAAAAUUUUUUGAUUAAUUUUAAAAGGCAAUUUUAAAAAAAUGUCAUUUUCAGAUAGCUUAUCACAUAACCAAAUGGAGACGGCAAGAAAAAGAAAAAAGAUCGUGGAAAGCGGAGGAUACGACAAAGAAACGAGGCAUAUCACGACUUCAGCAAAUGGUAAUGAACGAAAACGAACGUCUACAAGUUCAUGUCUGGCACAUUCUACAAGUCAAACCGACCAAAACUCCUGGGCUAUUCGAUGUCUUCGCCAUUAUCAAUGGAAAUCGACAGAAAUUCGAACUAAAAGUACCAAGAACUAUCUAUUUGGACGAUGCUAUCGAAAGAAUCGGGUCAAAGUUGUCAGGAUUGGCAUUGCCUAGGAAUCGAUCACACAAGUUUUUGUAUGAAAUCACAUUGGAUGAGACUGAGUUUAUCAAUUUGAGAACGUAUGUUGUACUUGAGGAAAGAUUUUGGGGUAUUGGUACCUGAGACGAGAUUUUGGGGUAUUCGGAGGUUUUUUUUGAAACGGUACUAAUGGUACCACUUGAAAUUUUUGUUAUUUUUUUCAUUUGAGGUUUUCAAAGGUUAGAAAAUUUUUUUUUAAAUGACUUUUUAAUUUUUUUGUACUACUAGUACUAAUGGUACCAGUUGUACCACUAAUGGUACUAAUGGUACCACUUGCAAUUUUUGUUGUUUUUAGGCAUUUUGAGGUUUUUAAGGGUUAUUUAAUGCUUUUUUAUGAAUUUUUUUAUACUUUUCGUACUACUAGUACUAAUGGUACUACUAGUACUAAAGGUACUAAUGGUACUAGUGGUACCAUUAACAAAAUUUUUUUAUUUUUUACGAAUUUUUAGGAUUUUGGGACUCAAUAAUGUCUUUUUUGUGAAAAUUUUUAAUAUUAGUACCAACGGUACCAGUGGUACCAUUAACAAAUUUUCAAAAAUUUUUGUGAAAUUUUUAAAUAUGUUUUAUUUGUGGUACUAGAAGUACUAUAAGUUCACAUGUUUUAUAAUUUUAAAACCGUUUUACUUUCAGUGACAUGUGUGAAAGUGCCUGCAUGAGACGAGUACGCGGCGUGUACGAAACCCAAGUACCACCAUUCUUCAAAGCUUUGAUGCAAAUGGGUCAUACAGCAAAAAUUAAAAGUUUGACAAACGCUACGAAGAUCUCACUUGCUCAAAUUUCCAGGGUAACUUUUGAUAUCUUAUUGUUAAGUCAGUGACGUUAUGCCAAAAUGGCGGGAAAUUUAAAUUUGUAUUUUGAAAAAGUUCGAAUUUUAAACUCAAAUUUUGCACAUUUAUUAACAAUGGUACAAGUAUGCACUGUCCAAAAUUUGAGGUUAUUUGGACUAUUUUAGAUAAAGUUAUGACAAUUUAAAAUUAGCCUAUUCCUAAAGUAUUGUUAUAGGUGGAGGAAGUGCCCGGCUUGGAUCCAGACGAAAUGAAAAUCAUUUUCUUUUAUGAAAUGACAUACAGAAAGGAAAAUGUGGUCUUUUUAUUUGCACCAUUUGCCAAAGUGGCACAAUUGUUCAUUACAAACAAGAAUCAACAAAUCCCGAAUUUGGCUAAGGUUUUCGAAGAGGAACUUGGAGCAUUGUAAGGAGAUUUUUGAAGUUUUGUUCAUAUUUAUUUAUAUCAAUUAGUUAAAGUAGGUUUAGAAAGACAUUCUGCGUAUGUUUUAAGUUGCUAUCUAUUUAGUUUUUGACUAAAAAAGAUUUUUAAAAAAAAGUUUACAGGAGGGGGGGCAAGCUCAAAAAAAACGAUUUUUUAAAAAUUUUUUUAAAAUAUGUUUUUAUAGUACUUGUUAAGAUCAUAAACGCUACAGGAAAGAGUUUUUUGUCAAGAAAAAGUUUUGUAUUUGAUUAAAAAUGGCAUUUUUUGCAGAAAAAUCUACAGGGGGACCAAGGCUCAAAAGAAAAAAUAAAAAAAAAAUUUUUUUGAAAAAUGGUUAUAUUAUAGUCAUAAAGGUCAUAAAGGAUACUGGAAAACAUUUUUACUCAUAGGGAGUUUUGCAUUUGAUUAAAAAUGGCAUUUUUUGCAGAAAAAUCAACAGGGGGACCAAGCUCGAAAAACGUGAACUUUUUGGGACAUUUUUAUUGUAAUGUAAAUGCUAUUUUUAGUUUUAGAAUGUUAGAAAAGUUAAUAGGAAGUUUUUUUAUAUCAAGAAAUUUUAGUAUUUGUUAAAAAAUUGCAAUUUUUUACUAAAAAACGCCAUUUUAGGCCUAUUUUUGGUAGUUUUUAUUAAUUUAUGACAAUAUUUUCAGAGAAGAUGACUCUCAACUCUUUGAAAACACAUUGGAAAUUAAGUUUUCUCACACUCAAAACGAUUCGAUUAAAGCUGAAAUUGGUCGAUUUGUCAAAAACCUCAAUCUUCAAUCAUACGACCCAGUACUAUAUCUAGUACAAUCGACCAGAACUCCAGAAGAAUUUGGUACCAACUACUCAUUUAUCAACUCGUCAGCACCACAAGUACGUCUAAAACAGGAUACGGCGCAAAGCGUGUUCCAAUCAAUCGAUUGGACUCAGAAAAUCAUCAAAAACGCGAUGCAAAGCUACCUCGGGGCAUAUUUGAAAUUGAUCGAAAAAUUGGAAAUUUCACGGAUAUCAGGCAUACCGAUCUGUAACCUGACCGAGGACUGGUACUGUCAAGCAUUGGAUGUGCAGUACGCUCAGUUGUUGCGAAAAGAGAAUCAGAUUCUAUGGGCAUCAGAAGCACCGCAACCAGACUUGGGCGGCAAGAUCAAAGACCAAACUGAAGAUAUGGAACAUUGGGACAACGUGUCGUUCCAUCAUCUACACAGUGAUGUAUACAAUGAUAAGGCUUUUGUGGUAAGGGUUUGGCCCGAAAUUCCGAAUUAAAAAAAAAAUUAUUUAAAAAAAAUUGUACGGUAGAGUACUGUAGAAAAAAAGGAGGGUACGGUAGAGCAGGAUAGGAAAAAGGAGAGUACUGUAGAGUACGGUAUGAAACAACAGGACACGGUAGAGUACGGUAGACUAUUUUAUUUGAUUUCAGAACGACUACAUUGUAGUAGAGCUGGAGAUGGGUAAUAUAGCACCAAACGCGGUAAUGCAAAUGAAUGCCAUCAUUGAAGCGGAAGGAGCGUCGGAUGUGAUAAACUAUGGCACGGAGGUAGUGAAUAUGUCAGUUAUGAACCAAUUCCGACCACGAGAAAGCGAAAUCAACGAAGCAGCGGCUGUCACCAAGGCCUUAAACACGAUCCGAAUGAUGGCACUGAAACUGAUCGAGAACAUGAAGAAGGGGGACUCUUAUGCUGACAUGUUGUUCAUUCAUUUACAGAGGUGGGGAUUGAAUUAUUUUUUGUUUGUAAAAAAUUAGAUUUAGGCUUAGUUUUGGGAACUUAGGCUCACUUUUGAGGUUAUAGGCUUAGGUUUUGAGAUUCUAGUUUUCAGGCUUAUUUUUGGUAUUUUAAGCUUAUUAUGUGGUUUUAGGCUUAGUUUUGGGGUUUUAGGCUUGUUUUUGGGUUUUUAGAAUUAUUUUUGGCGCUUUAGGCUUAUUUUUGAGGUUUUAGGCUUAUAUUUGAUUUUGUGUGCUUGAUUUAGUUUUUAAGGUUUAACUUCGAAUUUUGAGGCUUAUUUUAUUUUUUAGGCUUAGUUUUGACUUUUAGGCUUAUUUUUAAAGUUUUAGGCUGUUUCAGGUUUAUUUGUUAGGUUUUAGGCUUAUUUUUGAGGUUUUAGGCUUCAUUCUGCAUUUUAGGCUUAAUCUUGCAUUUUUAGGCUUAGCUUUGAAUUUAGGCUUAAUUUUUUAAUUUUUAUGUUUAGCUUUAAACCUUUAGGCUUAGCUUCACUUUCUAGGCUUAAUUGGACAUUAGUGUGCUUAGGUUUAAAAUUUUUCAGGUUUACUUUUGUUUUUUGGGUUAAUUUUUGUUUUUAGGCUUAACUUUUACAAUUUUAGAUGGAUAUUCGACCCUGCUUCCCUCUUCUACGACCCAGCCAUAAUCCAAAUGAUAAUCACUCUGAUGAAGAAACUUUGUUUACUGAUCGUUUGCGGAGUGAACAAGAACGGCGGCCGAGUACUACACUGCUCAUUCGGCCGACUAGUACUCUCUACUCAACAUCGUACUAUCGAAGAAGCCACGGCCUUUGUGGAUUCAUUAAGAAAGACAAUGAUUCAGAAUCCACUGUUCUACGCCGUGAAUUUGAUACCGUACCGGAUGAGCGAGAGUACGGUAUGGAUGGACAUUCACAACUAUGCUCGUGUGGACUGUGCUGAAUGGGACUAUAAGGCCAGGGAGUGGAAGUUUUUGGAGGUAGGGGUGGUUGGAAAUGGAGUUUUUGAAAAUUGAAAAUUUUUUUUGUGGUACUAUUGGUACUAAUGGUACUAGUGGUGCCAUUGGUACUAGUGGUACCAUUGGUAAUAUAUUUUAAAAAUUGUUUUUUUAUAGUCAUAAUAGGGUCUAACAACCGUAAAAUUUGGUUUCUUGCAAAAAAAAAAUUGGUACUACUGGUACCGUUGGUACAAGUGGUACCAAAAUUGGAAAUAAUUUGGUUCUGGAGGUAUAUAAUAAGUAGAAAAUGAAAAAAAAACGUUUUUGUUGAAAAAAUAUUUUUGGUACUACUGGUACCACUAGUACCAUCAUUUAAAUGAAGUUGCAUUUUUAAAAAUUUUAAUUUUAUAAAAGGCCAGGUUUUGAUGUAGUUUGGCUUAAUUUAGAUCUUUGUUUUAGGAACUGACUCCGAAAUCGACCUUAAAAAUGGCAGAUCACUUUCCAGAGAACGGGAGAUGCAUGUUGAGGAACUUGAUCGGAAUUUACAUGCUCAACGUGGCUAAAUUUAAGAAGACUAGGCUAAGUGAGAAUGUAAGUCUGUUUUUGUGGAAUGAAAUAGUAUCAUAUUGAAAUGGCAAGAACUUUCUUAAUGAAAUGGCAAGAAGUUUCUUUGCAAAACGUAAAAGGGCUGUUUUUCAAAGUGGAAGUUGGGUGGAAGAUUUGUAAUGUAUUUUGCACUGGAAAUCUUCCACGGAACUUUCACUUCUAAAAAGUAUUAAAAAUGAGUUUUUAAGCCAUUUUAAUACUUUUUCAAAAUGGAAGCUGAGUGGAAGAUUUUCAGUGCAAAUUAUAUUACAAAUCUUCCACUCAACUUCCACUUUUUGAAAACCCUAAAAUUUUCUGUUUCUUCAGAAAUUUGAACAAAAAGAGUUCAUAAAUUACUGUGGUGACUUCCUUCAACACAUUAGUGAGAACGAAUGGACGAUGGAAGAUGGCGAGACCAAGAUUGCCAGUAUUUACAGCAGUGUAAACUCGCUAUACCUAAAACGAUUCAAGUUAUACGAGGAAUUGACCGAAAGAACAGCCAUCGGCAUGAUUUUGAAGUUCCAAAACAUCAAUUUUAAUCCAGCAAUCGAGUUUGUCAAAGCUCUUACUGAGGUGUUUCUACUGGAUGGUGAUAUCGCUGAUGUAGUGGAAGAUAUCAGGACAAAGGCCUUGAACAAUAUGGGAGUGAAUGAGAAUGCAUACGUAGCGGACUUUAAACCACUAUAUCAGAGGGUGAUACUGCAACAAGUGAUUUGUCCAAAUUGUUUCUACAACGUUGAUCUGGACAUCACUUCGACCAAUAUUGUGAAUGAGGAGGGAGUGGUGAUGGACACGAAAAAAGGUAAAAUACGAGCGUGUCUUUUUUUUAAUUUGUUAAUGUAAUGAAUAGAUAUGAUAGAAAAAAUACUGUAGAGCAAUAUAGAAGAAGUUAGGAAUGAAAACUUUGGGAUUGGUUGAUUGAAAAAUGGCAUUUUUAUGAGAUUUGUCUGUACCUAGAAGGGUUGAGACGAAUAGGUUGUGGAAAAGGUAAAAUACGAUGGUUUUCGAAUCUACCUAUGUUAAUGUAAUGAAUAGGUAUGACAGAAAAAAAAGAUUGUAGAGUAAUAUAGAAGAGGUUAGAAAAGAAAAUUUUGAGUUUGGGUAGCUGAAAAAUGGCAUUUUCAUGAAAUUUUCUAUAUCUCGAAGGGUGGAGAAGAAUAGAACAUUGAAAAGGUAAAAUACGUUUAUUGGUGGGACUUCAUGUUAAUGUAGUGAAUAGAUAUGAUAGAUAAAAGACUGUAGAGUAAUGGGGAAAUGGUAUAAAUUGAAAAUUUGUGAUUGGUCAAUUAAUAAAUGGCAUUUUUCUGCGGGAAGACUAUGCCUGAGAGGUCUGAAUUGAGUCAUGUUUUGAGUAUGCUAGGGUAGGGUAAGAUGGGGAAAUUUAGAGUAAGAUAAUUGAAAGCUGUUUAAAAGAAAGUAGAGUAGAGUAUGGCAUGGUAUGACAAAAUAACUGAUAUUGUAUAAACAGAACUUUUGUCUAAAUAGUUUUUUAUGUUAUUUUACAUAAUAUGAUGGUAUAAUAAGAUAGCCUUAGAGAAAUUGCAAGAAAUGAUGUUACGUAACGUUUUCUUAUGUAAUAUUGAUUAAUUUUGCAAUAUUUGCCUCGAUAUAAAACGAUCCAACAAAUUACUGCGAGUGCUGGGGGAUUUUAGAUCAUUUUACUGCGAGGGAGGAGCUUUUUAUCUGCGUGUUUUAUGACUAAAGUAAAUGGUAGGGUAGAUGAACUGUGAAGGAGUGGUCUUAAAGGGCAGGCAGAUUAGGAGUACUGUAGAAUAGAGAUUCCAAAGGUUAGGGUAUUGUAGACUAGAGUAUGAUUUCAUUACUGUAGGUUAUGCACCGAUAUCAAAGAGUACAGUAGGGUGGGAUAGUGUACUUUAGGGUAGAGUAGGGUAUGGUAGGAUAGAGUAUGGCAGGGUAGGAUUAGGGUAAGGUAGGGUACGGUAGAGUAGUGUAGUAUGGUAGAGUAGGGUAGGGUAACUAACUCAAUAUAAAGUUAUAAAAUUUGUUGUUUCAGUAACCUUCAAAUGCCCUGAAUGUCCAGUCAACUUCCCGAGAGAAGUGGUCGAAGUAUUGUUGAUGAAACGGCUAGCCAAAAUCAACAAAGUCUUUGAUGCGCAAGACUUUGUGUGCACCAGAUGCAAAACGGUAUGUCAUAUUUUAUAGUUUUUAAAAAAUUUUACAUUUUUUUUGAAAAUAGUUAAAAAGGGUACCAGUAGUACCAAUAGUACCAUUUUGAAAAAAGUUUUUAGAAGUGUAAAAACUGUUACAAAGACAACAAAUUUGACUUUUUAAACUUAAAAUGUGUAAUAGUACUACUGCUACUAAUGGUACUAUUGGUACUAAUAGUACCAUUUUUUAAAAAGUGUCUUAAAUAUUUAGAAACGGUUAAAAUACAGAAACUACGACUUUUGAACUUAAAAAGUGUAAUGGUACUACUGGUACCAAUAGUACCAUUUUAAAAAAAAAGUUUUUAAAUGUUUAAAAACGGUUAAAAAAACAAAAAGUAUGAUUUUUUGAACUUAAAAAGUGUAAUGGUACUACUGGUACCAAUGGUACUGUUUUUGUAAAGUUGUUCUAAAACGCCUAAAAAUGACAAAACAGUCAAUAUUAAACUUUAGGUAUAAAGUCUGAAUUAUUUUCAGGAAUGCACCAACGGUACCAACACAGUAUGCCCAUCCUGUAGUUUUGUUUACAAGCCUACGAUACCAAAUGACGAUUACACUUCACAUUUACAACUCUUACUGGCCGUGAGCAAAGUCUUUGAGUUCAGAAGCCUGGAAGGCGUGGUUACCCAUGCUUAUCGACUUCACAAGCUUAAACAGCCUAAAAUGGACUAG
This is a messenger RNA of Bursaphelenchus okinawaensis, 15731 nucleotides long. The record is from the annotation of a GenBank genome assembly. Lineage: Eukaryota; Metazoa; Nematoda; Chromadorea; Rhabditida; Aphelenchoididae.